Micropterus salmoides (largemouth bass) is the source of this 1823-nucleotide messenger RNA. It is a transcript of the gene ppcdc, whose product is annotated as phosphopantothenoylcysteine decarboxylase. Gene Ontology annotation, cellular component: phosphopantothenoylcysteine decarboxylase complex. The record is from RefSeq and is a predicted model, not a curated record. Gene Ontology annotation, biological process: coenzyme A biosynthetic process. Lineage: Eukaryota; Metazoa; Chordata; Actinopteri; Centrarchiformes; Centrarchidae. Gene Ontology annotation, molecular function: FMN binding; phosphopantothenoylcysteine decarboxylase activity. The transcript is spliced from 5 exons. The coding region runs from base 87 to 758 and encodes 223 amino acids.
GAAUAUUUACGGAAGUAGUUAAGUUGAAGCGUUUUACUGGGCCACGACAAGGUAGUUUAUUGAUCUCUUCUUGCUGCUAUGCGAAUAUGCAGACAGACAAUCAUAUUUCUUGUCUAAAGACUGAUUUGUUGAAAUCUUGUGGGACGUUUCGUGUUCUUGUUGGCGUGACGGGAAGCGUUGCAACCUUGAAACUGCCUCUUUUGGUAUCCCAGCUUCUUCAGCUCCCUGGGGUGGAUGUAAGAGUGGUCACCACAGAGCAUGCUAAGCACUUCUACAAUCCUUCAGAGGUUUCAGUAAACAUCUACAGUGACAAGGAUGAGUGGGAGCUGUGGACUCAGAGAUCUGACCCUGUGCUACACAUUGAGCUAAGGCGCUGGGCAGACCUACUUGUCAUUGCCCCCCUUGAUGCCAACACUCUUGGAAAGAUUGCUAAUGGCAUUUGUGACAAUCUGCUGACAUGUGUGGUAAGAGCAUGGGAUACCAGUCGCCCUCUCCUCUUCUGCCCUGCAAUGAAUACAGCAAUGUGGCAGCAUCCCAUUACAGCCCAGCAAGUAUCCAGGCUGACAGAGUUUGGAUAUGUGGAAAUACCCUGCAUUGCUAAGAAGCUAGUGUGUGGAGAUGAAGGUAAAGGGGCCAUGGCGGAGGUGUCGACUAUUGUCAGCGUUGUAGAACAGUAUCUUCAGAAAUCAAAUGAGUCAUCUCAGAAGUCAUGCACAUCAGAUCAUGUUGCAGAUUCUGCUGGCCUCAAAGACAAAUAGAUAGUAAACAUGAUGACUUGUCUUCAAAAGGAAUUUCUAUCCAAACCUUCAACACCCUACACACCCAUGAUAAACACAAUUUCUUUCACCUAUUUCACACCUGUUAAGUGCUCUUAUUGGGAUUGUGUGGCUGUGUACAGAUAUACAGUCAUUGAUUGGCAUCUCUGUGUCUCUUCUGUUUAUUUGUUUUUUGAACCUGUUUGGGCAGGGCAACAUGCACCUUUACCCUUCUUAUUAGUACAUGGACUUUGGAGGCCUCAAGUAAUUGCUAGCACAGCUCAAUCCAAGUGCAACCUCACCAGGCAGAAUAAGACUUGUGUGGGGGUGCAAGACCUUAACUUUUACCUGCAGCUAUAAGAGCCAACAGGUGGUUGCUGUAUUUUAUGUGUCAUCUAUUCAUCGUGAUACUGACAUGAUUCAUGGCUUGUUGAAAAGGGAAUACCUCUCAGCUGAUCUUGUCAUUUAAGCCCCUCCCCUUUUCUGCAGUGAUGAUUAAUCUCACUGAAACGUGAGUAUAUUUCUGUCGUUUACAAAGCAGCGUUUCAUGUCAUCGAGCUUAUGUGGGUAAGUUUAAAAAAUGAAGUUGACAGUUUUCUGUUUACACUUCUGUCUAAACAUCUGUCAUCUGCGCUGAAAUGCAUCUGUUUAUAGUCUGCCUUCCAAUGCUAAAAAUGCUUACUGUACAUCUCUUCCUUGGCUUUGUCUUUAAAAGUGAAGGGCAAUGAAGUUGUGCAUUACUGCCAACAUUGUGAAAGGUGUGUGGUUGAAUGGACAUUAUGACAAACCUGUUUUAUGAUGUGCUCCAUUUGGCAAUCAGGAAAAAAAGUUUGGUUCCUCUAAACUUCCUUGUGACUGUUUAUUUUGUGUUAAGUAUAGCUGAACAAAGAACACGGUUUGGGUGGGGAAUGGGAAUAUCGUGCUUUGUCAAAUAAAAUAACAACUUAAUGGAGAGAAAUGUGAUGGUAAUUCUUGGGCUGUUAGCAUUGAUAGGCCUUGUCUUUGACAACAGAAUGUUAAAGGUGAAAGAAAUUUGGUUUUUCAUUGCAAAUUAAAGUUUCAACAAUG